AUGCGGAACCUGCUUCCGGAAUUUUCGGGCCACAUUACCACCAUUAUCACGCCGCCCUCAACGGGUCCUGUGGCAACCAGCAUGCUACAGGACCCGCCCCAGGUUCCCACGGUAGCAGCAGCAUUUAUGGUCCCUGGACAGGGCCAUGUGAUCUUUGAGGAUGUGGCUGUGUCCUCCCAGGAGGAGUGGGGUCUCCUUAACGAUGCUCAGAGACUCCUCUACUGUGACGUGAUGCUGGAGAACCUGUCACUUAUAGCCUCCCUGGGGUGUUGGCGUGCAGUAGGUACUGAGGAGGCUGCUUCUGAACAAUGUGUUUCUGUAGAACUAGUGACACAAGACAGGAAUCCAAAUCCAGACCCAUCUAUCCUGAAGACUCUUACUUCGGAUACGGGUGCCCUGGUAGAGAAAGAUGUUUUGUACCUGGCUGAGCACCAAGGAGUGCAUCCUGGGCUGAAACCGUCCUCUUCUGGGGCCUGUGGGAAAAUGUUCACUUCUCACCUACAGCAGCACCAGAAGCAGCCCAUUGGAGAGAAACACCUCAGAAGCGAGGAGAAUGGGGCCUUGCUUGUGACGAGCUGCAAAGUCUUUUUACCCGUCAGUAUGUUCACAUGCGGAGAGGUUGAGAAGGCUUUCCUAGGCAGCUUGGGCUUUCCCCCACACCAGCCCUCCCACUAUGGAGAGCACCCAGGUACAAGCAGGCAGAGCAGGGAGGUCUCUCACCCUGGGGAAGGGCAUUACGAGUGCAGCGAAUGUGGCAAAGCCUUCAGUAAGAAGUAUAAAUUCACGGACCACCUGAGAGUUCACACUGGUGAAAAACCUUAUGAGUGCAGUGACUGCGGGAAGUUCUUUAGACUCACCUCCAGUCUUACUCACCAUAGGAAGGUUCACACAGGAAAAAGGCUUUAUGAGUGCUGUAAUUGUGGGAAAGUGUUUGCCCACAAAUAUAAACUUGUUGAGCACCAGAAAAUCCACACUGGAGAAAGAUCCUAUGAGUGUAAUCAAUGUGGGAAAGCCUUCCUUCAAAAGGAUACACUUGUUCAGCACCAAAAAGUCCACACUGGAGAAAAUCCUAAGAGCAGUGAAUGUGGGAAGCCCUUCCUUUACAAAAAAAAUCUCCUUGUGCAUCAUAGGAUCCAUAUUGGAGAAAAGCCUUAUGGGUGUAGCAAAUGUGGGAAGUCAUUCAUCUUCAAAAAAAGGCUUCUUGAUCACCAGCGAAUCCACACUGGAGAAAAGCCUUAUAUGUGCAGUGAAUGUGGGAAAGCCUAUGUCUACAAAGGAAGUCUUGUUGUGCAUAAGAGAAUUCACACCGGAGAAAAGGCUUAUGGGUGUAAAUGUGGGAAGUUCUUUACAAGCAGCUCUGCCCUCAGUAAACACCAGAAUGUUCACACUGCAGAAAGGCCUUAUGAGUGCAGUGAAUGUGGGAAAGCUUUCAAGGUCAAAAUUAAACUUGUUGAGCACCAGAAAAUCCACACUGGAGAAAGACCCUAUGAGUGUAAUCAAUGUGGGAAAGCCUUCAAGCUCAAGUAUACACUUGUUCGGCACCAAACUGUCCACACUGGAGAAAAGCCUUUUAAUUGCAAUGAAUGUGGCAAGCCUUUCAGUUAA
Messenger RNA from Balaenoptera acutorostrata (minke whale), 1605 nucleotides. Its product is annotated as zinc finger protein OZF-like. Gene Ontology annotation, cellular component: nucleus. Lineage: Eukaryota; Metazoa; Chordata; Mammalia; Artiodactyla; Balaenopteridae. Gene Ontology annotation, biological process: regulation of transcription by RNA polymerase II. The transcript has a single exon. The record is from RefSeq and is a predicted model, not a curated record. Gene Ontology annotation, molecular function: RNA polymerase II transcription regulatory region sequence-specific DNA binding; DNA-binding transcription factor activity, RNA polymerase II-specific. Bases 1 to 1605 code for a protein of 534 amino acids.